Messenger RNA from Diaporthe citri, 261 nucleotides. RefSeq lists its product as uncharacterized. NCBI's taxonomy places the organism in Eukaryota, Fungi, Ascomycota, Sordariomycetes, Diaporthales, Diaporthaceae. The record is from RefSeq and is a predicted model, not a curated record. Bases 1 to 261 code for a protein of 86 amino acids. The transcript has 2 exons.
AUGUUAUGCAGCCGCAAGGACCCAAGCGAAGGAGGUAGCACUGUCAUAGUCGACUAUCGGCGCCCUGCCAGAGAGAUCGUUACAGUUCAGUUGGAGAUGAGGCAGGCGGCCGGCGGCCUGCGAUACCUGCCCUUCCCGCCUACCCCCUCACUCACGGUGCCCUGCCGGUGCCCUGCCGCUUGUGGGCCUCAUGGCCGGUCUACCAAGUACAUCACACGCUGCAUCGCAGGCCGGCGGUUCACGGCGGCCGGCUCUUCAUAA